Macrobrachium nipponense is the source of this 2304-nucleotide messenger RNA. It is a transcript of the gene Brf, whose product is annotated as transcription factor IIIB 90 kDa subunit-like. Gene Ontology annotation, cellular component: nucleus; transcription preinitiation complex; transcription factor TFIIIB complex. The transcript is spliced from 2 exons. Gene Ontology annotation, biological process: DNA-templated transcription initiation; transcription preinitiation complex assembly; transcription by RNA polymerase III. Gene Ontology annotation, molecular function: RNA polymerase III type 3 promoter sequence-specific DNA binding; TBP-class protein binding; RNA polymerase III general transcription initiation factor activity. Lineage: Eukaryota; Metazoa; Arthropoda; Malacostraca; Decapoda; Palaemonidae. Bases 340 to 2274 code for a protein of 644 amino acids. The record is from RefSeq and is a predicted model, not a curated record.
UCUGGAAUGGCAACCCUGAGUCGUCACAUCCAAUGAGAGAAAAUCUUUCAGUGUUUUGUUUUGUCAACUCCAACCAAUUGCAUUCGCUAAACACUUCUGAAAAUCAACUCCUGUUCUUCGUACUGGUAUCGUGGGCGAAUCUGCCCAGUUAUGAUGGAAUCUGAAAAAUGUUUAGCUUAACUUUGGGCUGGAUAUGAAGCUGGAGAACUGGCCAGCCCUUGCUUCGUCUGUCAUACAUUGUCCUACUACUAGGUAAUGCCUAUAGCUAGGUAUACCUAGUAGUAACCAAAGGCUAGGCCUCAUUGGGGUUAUUUUCAUUACAAUUUGAACUAAAUCAUAAUGUCAUCUCGCUGUCAGCACUGUGGGUGUGGGGAAAUUGACAUUGACCCAGCUCGUGGAGAUGCUGUUUGUACUUCAUGUGGUACAGUUUUAUCUGAACAUAAUAUUGUCAGUGAAGUACAGUUUUUAGAAAAUUCACAUGGUGGUACUUCAGCGAUUGGUCAGUUUGUUUCUUCAGACAGUGUCAGUAAACGGCCAUUGUUGAAAGGAAUUCGGGGUAAUUUUGCGAGAGAAAGCAAGGAAAUCACACUAGGCAAUGCUCGGAAAAAAAUUAGUGCUCUUGCUCAACAGUUACGAUUAAAUCAGCACAGCAUAGAAACUUCAUUUAACUUUUUCAAAUUGGCAUUAAGUAAAAGUCUCACACGUGGUAGAAAAAACAAUUUGGUGAUUGGUGCAUGUGUGUAUAUAACCUGCCGGACAGAACAAACUGCUCACAUGCUAAUUGACGUUAGUGACGCUCUUCAAACAGAUGUGUACGAGUUAGGACGAACUUAUUUGCGGCUGUCAUCAGCUUUGUGUAUAAGCAUACCUGCAAUGGAUCCUUGCCUAUAUAUUUGGAGGUUUGCUCAUAAACUCUCUUUUAAUGAUAAAACCUAUGCUGUAUCAGAAACUGCAUUGCGUCUUGUGAAGAGAAUGAAGCGGGAUUGGAUGCACACUGGUAGGAGACCAUCUGGAGUAUGUGGUGCUGCCCUAGUCAUUGCUGCGAGACUUCAUAAUUUCAAUCGUACGAUCAAUGAUGUUAUUAAAGUUGUUAAAGUACAUGAAUCAACUCUACGUAAACGCCUCACAGAGUUUGGUGAAACUCCCUCCGGUGGGUUAUCUAUUGAAAAAUUCAUGUCAAUUGAUUUAGAUGAGGAAUCUGACCCUCCAGCCUUUACAGCUGCAAGGAAAAAAGAAAGGGAAAGGGUUCAGACACUUUUAGAUCAGCAAGAAGAUUUGGACUCAGAACUCACAGAACUUCAGCAUGUAAUUGAAAAACAUUUAGAAGAGAGAAAGAAAAAACUUCGUGGUAUAUGGGCCAAGUAUGACAGAGAAGAAGAACAUGAUGAAGAAGAACAAGAAAAUGUCGAUACUCAAAAAUUUAUAACUGAAAUGACAUUGCAGACCAUUGAUGAGUGUCUUGGUAACAAUGCAGAAGAGGUAAAGAAGGAGGUUAAACCUCAAGGCAUUGGACCUUCUGCAGCUAGCUUAGGGCUGAAGGAAUCUAUAGAAGAAUGUAUGGAAAUUCGUCCAUUAGAUCCAGAGCCUGAGGAUAACGGAUUCUUAGAUUUGACAGGCAUAGAUGAAGGUGAAAUAGAUUCCUAUAUUCUGUCAGAUAGAGAAAUAAAGUUUAAAACUGAACUGUGGAUGAAAAUUAACAAAGAAUAUCUAGAAGAAAUGAAGUUGAAACAGGAAAGAGAGCAGAAAGAAGCUGAGGAGCGUGAGAAAGAAGGUAAGCCACCCAAGAAAAAGAAGAAUUACACCAAGAAGAACAAAAGUAAUGUCCCAGCAAAUACUGCUGGUGAGGCUAUUGAAAAAAUGCUCAUGGAAAAGAAGUUGUCCAGUAAGAUUAACUAUGACGUACUAAGGAGUCUUAAAGGAGAGGAUGCAGAGGAGGAGGUAGACAUAAAGGAAGAAAAGCCUAACACAAAAUUGCUGCGAGCAGUGCCUGUGGAGACCCCUAAAGGCAUCUCUUCAGUACUUCACUCUUUAACAGGGAAAAGACCAAAGAGUCCAUCAGCUGAUGAAGAUGAAAAGCCUUCAAAGAAAACCAUGGGGGACUUGAAAAAGACCCCUGCCAGUACUUACAAGGACGAGGAAGAGGAGGAGGAGGAGGAAUAUGAGGAAGAAGAAAAUGAAGAGGAAGAUGAAGGUAGUCUGUCAACUGCCCAGUUAUUGCGAAGAAGAAGAGGUGAAGACCAAGACAUGGAUGAUUAUUAUGAUGAUUAUGAUUGAAUGAUGUUUUUAAUCAGGUGUCAUUUGAAG